Talaromyces marneffei is the source of this 1938-nucleotide messenger RNA. RefSeq lists its product as uncharacterized. Gene Ontology annotation, cellular component: signal recognition particle, endoplasmic reticulum targeting. Gene Ontology annotation, molecular function: 7S RNA binding; signal recognition particle binding; endoplasmic reticulum signal sequence receptor activity. The coding region runs from base 1 to 1938 and encodes 645 amino acids. Gene Ontology annotation, biological process: SRP-dependent cotranslational protein targeting to membrane. The record is from RefSeq and is a predicted model, not a curated record. The transcript has 4 exons. NCBI's taxonomy places the organism in Eukaryota, Fungi, Ascomycota, Eurotiomycetes, Eurotiales, Trichocomaceae.
AUGGACGUCGAACUGCUUCUGGAAAACAAUUUGAUAUUAGAGCUUCCCAGUCAGAAGUUGUCCACGGCGCCGGUCAAUCCUUUACCCGAGCACACACCCGAUGGCAGAUGCCAGCACCGAUAUUUCCCCGCCAUAGUCUUGAAUCUCAAUUUGUUUUUCACACGCCGGGAAGAGUCCCUUCUUUCUGGUGACUACAACACCUAUCGAGCACAAACAUCUCGCCGUUUACACACCAUUCGGAAGAAGCUUGGACACACAACUCCCAAAGGUCGAAAGUUCAAUGCUGAAGUUCCUGUAACUUCUGAAGAUGUUGCAUCCGAUACACAAGCCGCUCAUCUCCUCAUCCUGAGUGCUGAGCGAGCAUGGGCACAGGCAAUGCAUAUGAAAGCUGUCCACUCGGCUGACCCUUCAGCGAAAGGCAUAAUGGGGCCUACACGACGACACAUAAUCAGCAGGUUGAACAAAGCCUCUCGGUAUGCCGAACGACUGGUUUCGGUUCUGCAAGACCAGUCUCUAUCGGGCGCAUCAGAUAUCGACCUUCUCGAGGCCCGUGCCUACCUUGCUCUGUUGUCAGGAGGACUACACAUGGAGAAACAGAAAUGGGAUCAGUGCCUCCAGCAAUUCAGUUUGGCUCGAAUCAUCUACUCUGCACUCAGCCAGAAAGAGAGAAAGGAGGCAUAUCGGGAAAUCAUAUCGGUCACAAUUGAUCCCUCCCUCCGCUACGCCGCGUACCAACUCAAGAUAUCCCGCAACAAGCCUUUGCCUUCACUGGCAAUUGAACGUUUUCCAGGCGACAACAACGUUCGUGCUGAGCUCGAGAAAGUCGACCCGAAUUGUUUGAUUGAGGACGCUGCAGGAACUACGAGACUGGCGGAUGGUGAAAUUGAAAAGCUACCGGAGACGAUUACUUGGAGAUCGCGCUCGGUUCCUAUCGAAGAUGCAUCCAUAGCACAAGCGCUUGCAGCCGCUACUGCUGCCGAGUCUAAGCUUUCUGCAUUCUUACAGGAGCGGCCUUCAGCUUCUCCUAGGGAAAAAGCCGCCGCUUACGACAAUGUCAUUUUAGCUAGUCAAGAGAUUGUUGAUGCCACUAAAACGGCUAUAGAUGACCUUACCAAUGAGGGGGUUGACAGGGGGGAUCGAAGAAUACAGGCAUUACAAGUCACGCGGACUGCUGUCAACUAUUCUCUUGUUAGUUGGAGAGUGGGAAGAAACCGUGUUCUAAGCGGAGAGCACGAUGGUUUACUACUUGAUGGUGAGCAGACAAAGACUGAUGAGCGGCGAAAGACGGUCCGUCAAGAAAGUGGCGGCAAGAUCCUGUCGCAACUCCGUGAAAAGGUUGCACUAUAUGAUUCUGUAUUGCAAAGCUUGGACUUUGUACAAGAAUUGCCCGGUGUGGCAGGUGAUACGGACUUUGUGGACGAGCUCGAAGCGAAGCGUAACUACUUCCGGGCAUUACGGUGCUUUGCUAUCGGCCGCUCUCAUUCAUUUCAAGAAAACACCAAGAAUGCUCUUGCCUUAUUCUCCCGCAGUAGUGAACUUGCUACAACCAUUCAAAAAAGCGGCAAAGGCAUUACGGCAAGCUCGGGUCCACCCAGGCUAGAUGUCUCCGCUGAGGAGAUUGAUUUCCUUGCCACGACAUCCCAAGGAUUCGAAGCAAAGUAUCGAGGCUUGGUUAGUCUUGACAAAUUAUCUGAAACGAAGCAGGAUCCUGCACGUCUCCAAUUGCCAUUGAUUGAAAGAAUGGAUGAAUACGCGGUGGAGAGCCUCAACCUCACCAAUCUGGUACCUUUCCCACCCAAGAUGCGUGCAAUUCCCGUCAAACCUCUCUUUUUGGACGUGGCAUGGAAUUACAUCCAGUAUCCUCGUGAGCGAACAGAAGAACAAGAAGAGGCGCCAAACACGGAGGGACGUCGUGGUUGGUUUGGCUUCAGACGGUAG